This is a messenger RNA of Patiria miniata (bat star), 1690 nucleotides long. Its product is annotated as UDP-glucuronosyltransferase 2B31-like. Gene Ontology annotation, molecular function: UDP-glycosyltransferase activity. The transcript is spliced from 6 exons. Bases 1 to 1668 code for a protein of 555 amino acids. The record is from RefSeq and is a predicted model, not a curated record. NCBI's taxonomy places the organism in Eukaryota, Metazoa, Echinodermata, Asteroidea, Valvatida, Asterinidae.
AUGUCUCCAAAAACUGUUACCAUUCUCCUACUGAUAACAUCUUGCAUGUUGAUGCCACCCGUCUACAGCACCAUUGGGAAGGAUCAGAUCCCAGAUCCCAAGACGUACAAGUUUCUGUACUUCGUCUCCAUGGCGGGUGGCAGUCAUUAUUCAUCGCUGUCCAUGUCUGCUAAGGAGCUUGUGAGACAGGGUCACAAGGUGGUCUCGCUGUUCAGCAGCUCCAACCCACGACAGAUGCAAAUGGCCGACGCCGAAAUCUUCACCACGGUGGUAUACAACUCGACCAUCACGCCGCAUCAACGGGCCGACGUCAUGGCCAAUCUAGGCAAGUUGUUCACCACGGGCGUCCUGAGGACCUUCUGGGGUCCGGUUAUCGCAGUCGUCAGGGGCGACUUCCUCGAUGACCUUGGCACCGCAGACAUGUGGCUACGCGAGUGCGACGAUCUGUUGGGAGACGCAGCAACCAUGAAGAGGCUCCGAGAAGAGAAAUUCGACAUGUUGGUUGCUGAUGACCACAUCCCGUGUAUUCCGCUCCUGGCACAGGCUCUAAACAUUCCCUUCAUCUACAAUUGCGUUGUUCACGCAGUUCCUUCAAAGCAUGGAGAGUGGGCAGGGUUACCUAUCGACGCAUCCUACAUCCCAGAGCGUGUGCUUGGACUCACGGACAAAAUGACAUUCUUCCAGCGAGUCCAAAACGUCCUGGCGCACACGUACUACAUAUACUGGUGGUAUCUGACUAUAGACUUCAAAGGAUUCGAUCAGCUGAAAAUCAAGUAUAACAUUCGACCCGAGAUCAGCACCUAUGAAUCUAACAAGCAAGCGUCGCUGUAUAUGUUCCAUGGGAGCUUCGCUUUAGAGUUUCCUCGCCCCAUGCAGCCAAACACUAUUUACGUUCUCUUCACAGCUGGUUCGACUCCUCUUAAAAAGAUUGCAGAUGAUGUGGUAGAAUACCUGAACACAGCUCCCAAUGGAGUGGUUUUAUUUUCGCUGGGUAGUCACGUUGGAAGCAUGGAGCGAGAAAAGGCCCAAGUCCUUGCCGACGGCUUCGCCUUGCUACAACACCGAGUGUUGUGGCAGACCUCAGCUGCUUUACCUGCAGGAAUUAAGCUAGCAGACAACACAAAAGUCGUCCAAUGGCUGCCUAUGGCCCAAGUCAUGGAGCACGUUAAUGUCAAAGUGUUUGUGAGUCACGGUGGCGGCUUCAGUAUGUACGAGGCGUUGUGGGCCGGACUGCCCAUGGUAGGCCUACCGCUCUUCGAAGAUCAGAUGGACAAUUUGGACCGGCUAGAAGACCGUGGGGUCGGGUUGGCGCUAGACAUCACCACCUUGACACCGGAGAUAUUGAGCCAGACCAUCCACAAAGUCGUGGCAGAACCAAAAUUCUGUGCCAAUGCACGGCGUGUAUCUCUGAUCAUGCGAGACUUGCAGACCAUGUCACCCCCAAUCAAGACGGCAGCUCAUUGGAUCCUUCAUGUCACCAAGUUCAGCGGUGACCACCUGCGCCCGGCCGUCCUGGAUCUGAAUUACAUGCAGAGGAAUCUUCUAGACGUCUACGUCUUCAUCAUGGCCGUACUGGCUUUGAUCCUAGGAGUAAACCUCUCCGUGUGUUACUGCUGCUGUAGGUGCAUGUGUGGCAAGACUGGGAAAAGCCAUCCAAAAACAGAAUAAAACAUCCAAGUGGGAAUAAAAC